AUCGCUAUUCAAUAUUUUGUAUUUUUUCACAAAAAAAUAUACCCAUUAUUUUGUACCUUUGAUUUGCAAGGAGGGACUUUCAAUGCAAUUAUAAAUCUCAUUGAUUGUAUAUUAAAGGUGCCAUUCAAGCAUUAGUGUUUGAUAUAAACAUAGAGAUGAGCUCAACAACUCCGGCAAUGGUUCCAGUUAUAGAUUUCUCAAACCAAAACCUGAAACCGGGCAGCCCUGAAUGGGAUUUAGUGAAAUCCCAAGUUCGAGAAGCAUUGGGGGAGUACGGUUGUUUCGAGGCAUUGUUUGAUCCAAUCCUGGAUCUUCGAAAGGCAGUGUUUGGGGCUUUGCAAGAGACCUUUGACUUGCCUUUACAAACCAAAAAACUGUGUGUUUCCGAUAAGCCCUUUCGUGGCUAUUUCAAUCCUUCAUCUGGACCGUUUCAAAGCUUGGCGAUGGAAGAUGCUCAGAUUGCUGAAAACAUUGAACAAUGCCUCACCAACACUUUAUGGCCUCAAGGAAACAUAAGUUUCAGUAAAACUCUGGCGUCUUUCACUCAACUAGCAUCCGAGUUACAGAAGAAAAUUUUGAAGAUGAUUUUGGAGAGUUUUGGACUUGAGAAAUACAUGGAUGAGCUCAUUGACGCCGUAAGCUAUGAACUGAGGAUCAUGAAAUAUGAAAAGCCAAAAACCAAUGAUUCAACCCAUGUGUUAGCUGCGCACUGUGACUCUAAUACGAUGACCCUUUUGUAUCAAAACGAGGUUAAUGGACUACAGAUUCAAAGCAAAGAUGGUGAAUGGAUCAAUAUGAAGCCUUCACCCAACUCUUUCAUAGUCUUGAUUGGAGAGUCCCUUAGCGUAUGGUUAAAUGGUCGAUUGCCUUCGCCUUCUCAUCGUGUCAUUAUGAAGGGUAACGAAGAUAGGUAUAGCUUGGGACUGUUUACAAGGCCAAGAGAAGGCUACGUAGUAAAGGUUCCAAAUGAGCUUGUGGAUGACAACAAUCCCAUCCUUUUCAAACCUCAUGACUACGAAGAAUUUUUGAAAUUUUAUUACUCCGAAAUCACUCAAGCAGCUGUUAAAUCUGGAGGUUCAGCUGUUCAAUCUGAGGGUUAUAUAACUCGUCUUAAAGCUUAUUGUAGUGUCUAAGAUUUGGCCAUCAAUAAUUAUUAUAUUGUAGCCAAUUGUUUGGGGUCUUUCUAUAAAUAUGGCUAAAAAUAAUUGUUUUUUUCUACAAUAUUAAGGGUAAGAUAUUAGGUUAAUACAGUUUGAAUAUGUGUUAAAUGAGUGUCUAAUAAUAGGUUUAAUCACCCCUCCAUAUAAGUCAAGAUAAAAAUAACUAGUGUGGUAGAAUUUCAUGUUAUGUAUUGAACUGCAAAUUCUUUUUGCAGCAUUAUAAAAAAAAAGUAUUUCUUUUGUACUAGAUUAAA
Molecule: messenger RNA, 1414 nt
Organism: Gossypium arboreum
Lineage: Eukaryota; Viridiplantae; Streptophyta; Magnoliopsida; Malvales; Malvaceae
Product: probable 2-oxoglutarate-dependent dioxygenase AOP1
Exons: 3
Coding region: 156-1133 (325 amino acids)
Molecular function (GO): dioxygenase activity
Source: RefSeq, a predicted model, not a curated record